Capronia epimyces CBS 606.96 is the source of this 1194-nucleotide messenger RNA. Its product is annotated as farnesyl-diphosphate farnesyltransferase. Gene Ontology annotation, biological process: ergosterol biosynthetic process; farnesyl diphosphate metabolic process. Gene Ontology annotation, cellular component: endoplasmic reticulum membrane. Lineage: Eukaryota; Fungi; Ascomycota; Eurotiomycetes; Chaetothyriales; Herpotrichiellaceae. The record is from RefSeq and is a predicted model, not a curated record. The transcript is spliced from 2 exons. Gene Ontology annotation, molecular function: squalene synthase [NAD(P)H] activity. The coding region runs from base 1 to 1194 and encodes 397 amino acids.
AUGGGCCUCGCAUCAGACAUUGUCUAUUUCGCCCGUCGUCCGGAUCAGCUGAAGUUAAUGGUUCAAUGGAAACUCCAACACAGUCCUCUCCAGAUAUACGAGCGAAACAGCGUGUUGAGGCACGCGUCGGCCUCGGCCAUGGUCUGCUUCGAGUUCCUAGACCAGACCGGUCGCAGCUUCAGCUCAGUGGUCAAGGAGCUACACCCGGAGCUACUCAUGCCCGUGUGUGUGUUCUACCUGGUGCUGCGGGGCCUCGACACCAUUGAAGACGACACGUCGAUCCCGCUCGAGACCAAAGAGCCGCUGCUUCGCGGCUUCAAAGAUCGUCUGGACCAAAGCGGGCCCGGCUGGAUCUUCACCGGCAACCGCGUGGAGGAAAAAGACCGCGAACUGUUGGUGCAGUUUGACAAGGUCAUUGGCGAAUUCAGGAAACUGAAACCCGUCUACCAAGUGAUCAUCAAGGACAUUGCCGACCAAAUGGGGAACGGGAUGGCGGAUUUCGCGCGAAAGGCUGCCUUCGGCCCUGUCGGUGUCGACACUGUCGAUGAGUACGAUCUCUAUUGCUGGCAUGUGGCCGGUGUGGUCGGCGAGGCUCUGACGCGCCUGUUCCUUGAGGCUGGGCUGGCUGAGACGAGCUUGAUCAACCAGGACCACUUCCAUCUGUAUAAAUCCAUGGGUCUCUUCCUGCAGAAGAACAACAUCAUUCGCGACAUCCGUGAAGAUUACGAUGACGGCCGGAGGUUCUGGCCGAAGGAGAUUUGGUCCAAGCACGUCGACGAUUUUGGAGACCUGUGCAAACCGGAGAAUCGAGAGCGUGCCCUCAGCUGCAGCUCCGAGAUGGUCUUGAAUGCGCUGGGCCAUGCCACCGACUGCCUGUCGUACCUUGGAGCCUUGCGCGAGCAGAGCGUCUUCAACUUUUGUGCCAUUCCCCAGUCCAUGGCCAUGGCCACUCUGGACUUGUGUUUCCGAAAUCCCGCCGUCUUGGAGAGAAACGUCAAAAUAUCAAAGGGAGAUGCACUCCAGCUGAUGGUCGGGUCCAGCCAAGGUCUUGAGAGCGUGUGUGAGGUCUUUGGUCGUUAUGCCCGCCGAAUUCAACAAAAGAAUGAGGAUCACCCCGACGAUCCUAAUUCCAUGAAUAUCAGCAUUGUAUGCGAACAGGUCGGUACUCGCAGCCGUACACUCGCCGCUGUCUGA